Eleginops maclovinus (Patagonian blennie) is the source of this 3362-nucleotide messenger RNA. Its product is annotated as integrin alpha-6-like. Bases 66 to 3176 code for a protein of 1036 amino acids. The transcript has 25 exons. The record is from RefSeq and is a predicted model, not a curated record. Gene Ontology annotation, cellular component: integrin complex; external side of plasma membrane. Lineage: Eukaryota; Metazoa; Chordata; Actinopteri; Perciformes; Eleginopidae. Gene Ontology annotation, biological process: leukocyte migration; cell-matrix adhesion; cell-cell adhesion. Gene Ontology annotation, molecular function: integrin binding.
ACCUGCUGCGGCCAAUUCCUUUUGCACAACGGUUAACUCUCACUCUCACUCUCACUCACAAUAUCAUGGCAAAGCACUAUCACAUGGUGUAUCUGGGGAGUUUCUGGCUCCUUCAGACUCUUAGUGUUGCAGCUUUUAAUGUGGACACCCAGAGUGUGUUGCAGAGAAGUGGAGAUCCAGGAAGCCUGUUUGGAUUUUCUGUUGCCUUCCACCAGCAGCUGAGCCCGAACAAAAAGAACCUAUUGCUGGUCGGAGCUCCACGAUCCAAACACCAGAAGCAGGUGAAUGUUACAGGUGUCGUUUACCAGUGUGAUCUUUCUACAAUAUCCGAGCACUGCCAGCCCAUUGAGUUCAAUAAUGGAGAGUUCCUCGACAGUAAAGGCGUAAACAACCAGUGGAUGGGAGUAAGAGUGACGAGUCAGGGUCCCGGUAAAAAUGUAAUGGCUUGUGCUCAUCGGUACAAGCAAUGGAGCCCUUACCCGGAGGAAUUUGUUCCUAAUUUGCUGACGGGUCAGUGUUACCUAUUAGGACAAGACCUGCAGGUCGGGAAGGAGGAGAGGACGAGGAGGAGGGUCGUUUGUGAUUAUGAACAUGUGAGCAGACGUCAUAGGAACCAUGAUUGGUUUGCAUACUGCCAACAGGGUCAUGGAGCAUCAUUUGCAAAAGACAACAGAUCUCUGAUAUUUGGGGCACCAGGAGCUUAUCAGUGGAAAGGAAUUGUACGAAUGGAGCUCUUGGACAACCAGGAUAUUGACGCUGCAGAUAGUCGUGAGACCGGAGAUAUUGAGCAAUUUAACCGAGAACUGAUUCCUCUUCAGGAAAACAGCUACCUGGGAUUCUCCACUGACUCUGGUAUGGCCCUCCUCAUACAGGGUGAGCUGACCAUUGUGUCAGGAGCGCCCAGAGGAGGAUACAGCGGCCAGGUGGCAUUAUUAAAGGCAGACUCUAAGGCAGAGAGAAAUUUGUCUGUGGAGUUAGUGCUCUCCGGUCCGGGCCUGGCUUCCUCAUUUGGCUACGACGUGGCAGUGGUAGAUCUCAAUGGUGAUGGGUGGGAGGACCUCGCUGUAGGAGCACCGGAGUUUUUUGUUAAAGACGGCCAGGUUGGAGGAGCUGUCUACAUCUAUAUCAACAACAAAGGAAAAAACUGGGAGAAAAUUGUUCCAACUCAACUUCUUGGACGUAAAGACUCCAUGUUCGGCCUUGCAGUGGAAAACAUAGGGGACGUCAAUCAAGAUGGUUACGGAGAUAUUGCCGUGGGGGCACCGUACGAUGGUUCAGGUCGAGUACACCUUUACCACGGUUCAUCGGAGGGUAUCAACAAAAAGCCAGCGCAGGUAAUCUCAUCAGGAUCUAAUAAAGUCACUCUGUUUGGAUAUUCUUUGUCUGGCAACUUGGACGUGGAUGACAAUCAGUACCCAGAUCUGGCUGUGGGAUCUCUGUCUGAUUCUGUCUUUGUGUUCAGAUCAAGGCCAGUGGUCAGUAUCAGCAGCACUCUGAAGGUAACACCAUCUGUAAUAGAAAUAACCAAGGAACAAUGUGAUAAACGCACAUGUUAUUUUGCAGCUCAGGCAUGCUUUACAUACACGUCACAUCCAGCAUCAUUCAACCCUAAAGUGGUGCUAAACUACACUUUGGAGGCAGAAGCUGAGAGAAGAAAAGCUAGGCUUCCUCCCAGAGUGGACUUUCUGGGUUCUCCUCAAGGAAAACUGGAGCUGCCUGGACAGAAGAGACAAAUCUGUACCGACUUCUCAAUCCGACUUCUGCAUGAUAUUAAAGACAGGCUGAGCAGUAUCCCCGUCUCCGUCACAGUGUCUCUUUGGAGCUCUAGUCAGACAACCAGGACGAGUGUGGAUCUGCCCAACGUUACUCCUGUCCUCAACCUCUUACAGAAAAAGAGCACUACUUCAGAGAUUAUCUUAAUAAACAAGGGCUGCGGCAGUGACAAUAUUUGCCAAAGUAACCUAGAGUUACAGUACAUGUUCUGCUCCCAAAAAAAACAAAAUAAUCAAGAUGUUUUCAAAUCACUCGCCAGAGAGGAUGGUGUUGCACUCAUCACUCCCUCAGGUGAAGAUAUAGCUCUAAAGAUCACUGUGAGUAACAGAAAUGGGGAUGAUGCACACCAGAGUCACUCAGUCAUCAGCCUCCCGGAAACUCUGCAUUACACCUCCAUUGUCUACAGCACAGCAUCGGAAACCCAAGUGAGUUGUACAGCAAAUGAAAAAGGAACACUUAUUGACUGUGAACUGGGAAACCCCCUCCAAAGAGAUGCAGAAGUCACUUUUUAUGUCCUACUCGCAACAUUCGGCAUCUCUUUGAGUACAAAAGAUGUUAAUGUCACCCUGCAACUUCAAACUUCGAGUGUGCAGACUAUACAACCAAUUGAGGCGUUAGCCAGAUUGGUUUUUCAGCUGGACCUGCAAGUAUAUGGACUAACCAGACCUUCUCAAGUGUCACUUGGUGAAAACGUGAUGGGUGAAAGCUCCAUAAAAUCACUGGAUGAAAUUGGAGCUACAGUUCAAUAUGAAUUUAGGAUAACUAACUUAGGAAGACCACUGAAAUCUUUUGCCAAUGCAUCUUUAAACAUCUACUGGCCGAAGGAGAACUCUGUAGGAAAGCGGCUUCUGUACCUCACUCAGAUUAGCAGUAAAGGUGUGCAGUCCGUCCCCUGCUCACCUGGGAACGAGAUCAAUCCACUUAAACAUGAAAAGGGUUGGCAUGAGCCCUCAAGACGUGAAGCUGAACUUGAAACCCUCUCUGUUGAUGGAUCAUCAUUUCUUUCAACAAAGAAGAAAUACAAAACCUUGACCUGCUCUGAUGGACUGAAGUGUGUGGAACUACGCUGCCCCCUGCUGGGUUUGGACAGUACUGCAGUGAUUGUCCUGCAUUCACGCCUGUGGAACACCACAUUUACAGAGGAUUACAGCUCUUUGAACUACCUGAACAUUGUUGUGAAUGCUUCUCUCAGUUUGACAAACACUCCAGAGAAUAUUGGAUUCAAAUCAGAGACACCUGAGACGAAGGUUAAACUUACAGUGUUCAUCGAGAGAAAAUAUUUCACCAAAGUUGCCUGGUGGAUGAUCGUCUUGACAGUCAUCGCAUUGCUCCUGUGUUUGGCAAUUCUUGUCUUCUUGUUGUGGAAGCGUGGAUGCAUGAGCUUCCUCGCUCACAACAAGUAGCCCUCGAAUGAACAGGACCCAAACACAGAGGCCGCUCCACUAGAGGUUAAGAGUAUCGAACCCAUAACAUCUAGUGCAGAAUUACAUACAUGAUUUGUUAUGAUAUAUCUUUGAUUCAGAACUUUUAAAAUAAUUGUAGUUUAAUGUUUUUGCUGCUUUUCUUAAAAUAAAAUAAUGGAAAUAACA